Messenger RNA from Blastomyces gilchristii SLH14081, 219 nucleotides. RefSeq lists its product as uncharacterized. The annotation marks the transcript as partial. Lineage: Eukaryota; Fungi; Ascomycota; Eurotiomycetes; Onygenales; Ajellomycetaceae. The transcript has a single exon. The record is from RefSeq and is a predicted model, not a curated record.
AAUAUUACUCAGAUCUCUGUUCAUAGAAAGAAAAAAAAAGAAAUACAGAAAGAGAAGAGCUUUCAAAUCUUCAGAAAUAGAAGACUUAUUCUCAAAGUCUCAAAUCAGAAGAUCUUACAAAAAAACAAGCUAAACUCAAAUCUCAUUUUCAGAAUUAGAAAUGAAAUUAAUCAGCAGUUCUUUUCUCAGUUAAUAACUGAUAUUGAAGUUCAAAAAUCA